Messenger RNA from Gossypium raimondii (Peruvian cotton), 1302 nucleotides. RefSeq names its product F-box protein CPR1. NCBI's taxonomy places the organism in Eukaryota, Viridiplantae, Streptophyta, Magnoliopsida, Malvales, Malvaceae. Bases 1 to 1302 code for a protein of 433 amino acids. The record is from RefSeq and is a predicted model, not a curated record. Gene Ontology annotation, molecular function: protein binding. The transcript has 2 exons.
AUGGCGCCGCUCUCCAAUGAUAUGAUUCUUGACAUCUUUCGGUGUUUAAGUGUAAAAGAUCUUUCACGCUUUAAAUGCGUUUCAAAGUUCUGGUGUUCUUGGAUCGAGGAUCAAAAUUUCAUCAAACUUCACCUCUCCUAUUCCCUCAAAACCAAUACCAAUCGCUCCCUUAUUCUCCGUCACCGUAGGUACGAGAUCUUCUCCGUCAACUACGACUCACCCAAAACAACUCGAAGACUCGAGCAGCUUGAACAAAACAAAAACAUUCAAAUAUUGGGUUCUUGCAAUGGUUUGCUGGCUGUAGAAGAACAGAACGGUAGAAUUUUACUAUGGAACCCUUCAACGAGAAAAUGCCAGGUAUUACCUUCGGCUAAAAUAGUGUUUUCACCUCCACCGGCAUUCUAUUCCUGUUCAACUUAUUCCGGAUUUGGGUACGAUCCCGUUUCUGAUGACUACAAAUUGGUUCUAAUUGUCCAAUUACUUGGAACAUAUGAAGAAUAUCUUCAUUCUGAAGCUAAGGUUUACAGCUUGAGGAGCAAUUCUUGGAGAACGAUUAAAGGUUUCUGCUUUUAUUUUAUUUCCGAACGACAAUUAGGGGUUGUGGCUAACAAUGUUUUACAUUUGUUGGCUUUUAAAAUUCCCGAAUCGAGUAAGAGAAGCUCUGUUGAUUUAGAUGUGUUCGCUUAUAAAAAUCCCGAAACGAGUUAUAAACACCUUGUUGGUUUUGAUCUUUGGAGCGAGGAACUCAGUUUAGUUGAAUUGCCGGAUUUUUGUUUAGAUGGGGAAGCCAAUGUCGACGUAAAAGCCCUGGGAGGUUACCUCUGUUUGACUGCAACUCAUAGGGACAUGUUUGUUUCGGGUGAUCUAUGGAUAAUGAAGGAAUAUGGGGUUAAAGAAUCUUGGGUUAAAUUGAUAUCGACUACCCAACUUGACUUUCUUCCAGGUUCUCCAUUUGUAGUACCUUUGGCUUUUUCAAAGAAUGGUAACAAAGUAUUAUUCCACAAGAAAAGCUGUAAGGGCGACAUGGACAGGGACAGUCUUGUGUGGUAUGAUCUGGGAAGCGAAAGGGUUGAGAAGGUUGGGAUUGAAGGUCUUCCACUUGCCUAUGAUGUGUACUUGUAUGUUGAGAGCCUUGUCCCUCUUAAUGACAAUGUCCCUCGUAAAUACAGUCGCCCCAUAGCUCUAGAACCUCGAGAAAAACGUAUGGCAGAUCUAGAAGCUCGUAAAAAACGUAUUUCUACAUCAAAAAGUAGAUUUGUGAAUAACAGCUGGAGAAAAGCGUACUUCUACGGCAAAAGAUAA